GAAGCGAUCGAAGAGAUUCGAUAGCGCUACCACCACGCACCUAGUCUUUCUUUGAAGCCCUAGUUUGGUUAGCUGUAAAAAUCAAUCAAAAAGGGCAAUCUCGAUCGUUCGUUAAACACAUACCUGUUUCUACCCAUCUGUAAGGGUUGGACCCAACUAGGAGUCAAUCUCCCGUUUUUCUUUCAACACUCUCUCUCUCUCUCUCUCUCUCAUUCAUCAACAUGAACAAGCUUGUUCCACUGUUUUUUGCCCUUCUUGUUUUUCUUCCUACCUUAGUUUUGAGUGAAUGCACCUGUGAUGAAGAAGAAGGAGACCGUAACAAGAGUGAAGCACUCAAAUAUAAGUUGGCCGCCAUAGCUUCCAUCCUGGUGGCCGGUGCAAUCGGUAUUUGUCUUCCGUUGCUCGGGAAGUCUAUACCGGCUUUAAGUCCCGAGAAGGACAUCUUCUUCCUAAUCAAGAGCUUCGCGGCCGGAGUCAUUUUGGCUACGGGUUUCAUACACGUUCUGCCGGACGCCUUCGAUAACUUGACGUCACCGUGCCUCACCGACCACCCGUGGGCCGAUUUUCCGUUCACCGGAUUCGUGGCGAUGAUGUCGGCGAUCGGAACUCUCAUGGUUGAUGCCUUUGCCACUUCGUACUAUAGGAGGGCUCACUUCAACAACAAGUCUCAGCCUUUGAAUGGAGAUGAGGAGAAGGUUGGGGAGCAUGCAAGUCACGUGCAUGUUCACACCCAUGCCACUCAUGGCCAUUCUCAUGGCUCCGCCUCUUUGGCCGAUGAUUCGGCCUCAUCCGAACUCAUUCGACAUCGUGUCAUAUCACAGGUUUUGGAAUUGGGGAUUGUGGUUCACUCUGUUAUCAUUGGAAUUUCAUUGGGUGCUUCUGAAAGUCCAAAAACAAUAAAGCCUCUUGUAGCCGCCCUCACCUUCCAUCAAUUUUUUGAGGGCAUGGGACUUGGUGGAUGUAUCUCUCAGGCAAAAUUCAAGGCGGGAGCUAUAACAACAAUGACUUUAUUUUUCUCUCUGACAACCCCAGUUGGAAUAGCGAUUGGGAUUGGAAUUUCAAAUGUUUACAAAGAGAAUAGUCCAACUGCCUUGAUUGUUGAAGGCAUUUUUAACGCUGCGUCGGCUGGAAUCUUGAUAUACAUGUCGUUGGUAGAUCUUCUUGCAGCUGAUUUCAUGAAUACAAGGAUGCAAAACAGUGGAAGGCUUCAAUUGGGUGCUAAUGUUUUUCUUCUUUUGGGAGCUGGAUGUAUGUCUCUCUUGGCCAAAUGGGCUUAAACCUGAAACUAUGGAAUUUUAAUUAAAUAAUUAAAUUAGAUUUUCUAUAUUAUAAUUUUGACUUAAAAUGUUACUCCCUCUGGGGCAGGGGUGGAUAACGGGGGAUAGUAGUUGCGAAUAUUCCCACUUCAUAAAACAAAAAAUAAAAAAUAAAUUUUUUUUUUUUUUUAUUAUUUUUUUUCCAAGCCAGGCCAAGGCAGAGCAGAAAGUGGUAUAUAACAGGUCAAGUAUUUUCCUGGAAUUUUCUGAAGCCUUGUGCUCUCUUGGUCCUUUAUGAUGGAAGAAAUUAAGCUUCCAAAUAUAUCAGCAGGUUAAAAAGUUAGAAAUGGACUGUAAGACCUCAAGCUAAAAAGAAUAUUCAUUUCAGGUGGCUCCCGCGUAAAAUUUAUUAUCACAUGCCUUUUCCCAA
Messenger RNA from Cornus florida, 1686 nucleotides. RefSeq names its product zinc transporter 8-like. Gene Ontology annotation, cellular component: plasma membrane. Gene Ontology annotation, molecular function: zinc ion transmembrane transporter activity. NCBI's taxonomy places the organism in Eukaryota, Viridiplantae, Streptophyta, Magnoliopsida, Cornales, Cornaceae. The transcript is spliced from 3 exons. Gene Ontology annotation, biological process: zinc ion transmembrane transport. Bases 222 to 1277 code for a protein of 351 amino acids. The record is from RefSeq and is a predicted model, not a curated record.